Molecule: messenger RNA, 2324 nt
Organism: Lytechinus variegatus (green sea urchin)
Lineage: Eukaryota; Metazoa; Echinodermata; Echinoidea; Temnopleuroida; Toxopneustidae
Product: harmonin-like
Exons: 14
Coding region: 225-1658 (477 amino acids)
Cellular component (GO): cilium; plasma membrane; stereocilia ankle link complex
Molecular function (GO): protein binding
Source: RefSeq, a predicted model, not a curated record
CGCACUUUGAACUCUCCGGUAGGGGGACACCUGUGCCAGAAAUCUACAAAUAUCAUUCCACGUCAGUUAAAUGCAAUAUAUCACCGGCCGUUUGAGUUGUAUUGUAUGAUAUCAAUAGCGGUAUUUACACGGGAGACAUUGUUCUCAUUCAGAUCAACUCAUUUGGAAACGUAAAGCUGUUGUAUUCACAAAAGAGAACAAUUUGGAAUAUAGAUAAUUUUACAAUGGACCACGCAGUGACUCAGGAUUUCAAUAAUAGGGUGAGGGCUACUCUUGAGUACGAGAAAGACCAGGCCCAGCUCUACUCACAACUCAAAAAAUACAAGCAAGAUCGCGAUGUGGCUUCUCUAGUCAACACCCUAAAAGACCUUCUAGCCUCUCCUGAUCGGGUCAACCUCUUCGAUGACAUACGACCUUUUGUGUCGGUCAACCAACAGGUGGAAUACAAUAAUCUAUGUCCAGUACCGCCAAGUAAGAAAGCUAGUCUUGUUCACCUGACCCGACGUGGCGCCGAACCUCUGGGGUUCAAGUUCCGAGGAGGUCUCGAACACGGGAUAGGUCUGUUUAUAUCCGAGGUGACUCCGGGAUCACAAGCAGAGCUCAAAGGCCUGAGGCCCGGUGAUGAGAUCAUUCAAGUGAAUGGGUACAAUGUUUCUCAGGUCACCCACCAAGAGGCCCUAGCAGCCAUGAAACUAAAGAAGAUGCUAACACUCAAGAUAAAAGGAAUUGGAUUGGUUCCCAUCAAAGACACGGGGUCAGAUCCUGUUUCAUGGCAGUUUGUAAAAAACAGACAGCGUUCACCCGAGCGAUCCCCAGUGACGGAGAUUACCCCCUCUUCAACCCGCAACAUCAUCGCUAAGGAGCGCACCGUGUUCGUCAACCUAGAAGGGGGACAAAAAUUAGGGUGUGGCAUUAGCAGUGGUAGGACCAAUCGACCUGGUAUCUUCAUACACAAGGUUAACCCAGGCACCCUGGCAGAGAAACUGGGAUUCCAGGUAGGUGAUCAGAUCAAGUCUGUGAAUUCGACAAGUUUCGAUGACGUGUCCCACGCCGAGGCUCUGAUGGCCCUAAAGAGCAGCGACCAUCUCAACAUCGUACUCAAGUCAUGGGAGGAGGAUGCAAUCCAGAUUGAACCAGUUCAACCAUCCCCUCACAUCAAGGAUGCGGACGUUCCCAUGACAACGGCGGUGGUAUCCGGUAGCGGUACCGGGGAUGCGAUCCGGGCAGCCGGUUUAGAGGAUGAAAAGCCAAAGCCGACACCAGAGCCUACUGAAAAACAGCCAGAAUGGUGGACCAAAGACCCUUACUCCAUGUUUACGACCCGUCAGAUUGAUGACCGAACACUAAGGAGGGUGGAGAUCGUCAAGGAUGGGCCACUCGAGAUGUACCUAGAGGGGGGCUUGAAUACACCCCUUCUUGGCAAAGUGGUGGUAGCAGAGGUGCUGGAAGGGGGCGCGGUCGCUAAGAGUGGAGCUAUAAGCAAAGGUGAUCAGAUCUUGAUGCUGGAGGGCAAGAAACUAAUCGACGUCACCUUGGAAGCGGCCCAGGUAACAUUCAAAGAACACAUGAAAGGAAAACUCGACGGAUCUCAGAAACUCAGGAUGAUAAUCGCUGUGGCACCUCCUAAAAAUUAUGAAGAUGAAGUCACUUUCUUUUAGGACUCUUGGGGCAUUCAUUGACGUCGACAGUAGAGCAUGAAAAAUAAUCUAUGACGUCGAUUUUCUUUUCAAAUAAGGAUGGAAAUACAUAAUUCUUGAUUGUACAUCUUUGAAAAGGAUUGUGAAGCGUUCCAUACAUCAGAGUCAAUAAAAUCAUAAUGAACUUUAUCAUAAAAUUAAGGGGCCGCUGAACGUUUUACAGGGAGGGGGGCUGAGCCGAAAGUGGGGGACUGAGCAUGCAAAAAAAUCAAAAUCACAUGGUAAUUCUUAAGUCUAUGUAUACAGUUUUGGAAAGAAAAAGUGUGGGGGCUGAAGCCCCCCCCCCCCCUUGGUUCCACGGCCCCUGCAUAUAUAUGUGCAUAAACAUUAAUGUAUAAAUCACAAGGGUUGCCGCCGUAAUGAUCCAUCAUUUUAUCAGUAUGCAGUGUUGAAAAGAGGGUAAAGUUACGAUGUAACCAUGGAGAUAAAUCUUCGUAAGGUGACAACAAUUAUAAUAGUCUGUCUUUUCAUGGGAGAAAAAAUAAUCAUACAAAAUAAUGUAACUUGAAGGACAAGUCCGCCCAAACAAAAUCGACUGUCCCAUUCGCAUAAUCACAUGCAAAUGAGAGAAUCAUUGAUUCUCUCAUUUGCAUGUGAUUAUGCAUAUAACUUUGUUGUGAAAAAUAA